This is a messenger RNA of Marasmius oreades (fairy-ring Marasmius), 2718 nucleotides long. RefSeq lists its product as uncharacterized. Gene Ontology annotation, biological process: protein phosphorylation. Gene Ontology annotation, molecular function: protein kinase activity; ATP binding. The record is from RefSeq and is a predicted model, not a curated record. The coding region runs from base 1361 to 2671 and encodes 436 amino acids. Lineage: Eukaryota; Fungi; Basidiomycota; Agaricomycetes; Agaricales; Marasmiaceae. The transcript has 10 exons.
ACCACAAAACAUUCAAGGCGUCCAUCCACCAGCACAAUCUCCGCUUUUUCAACUACACUGGGUGCGCUAUAGCAUAGCACGUGGUGAGUGGUGAGUUCAGGCUCGAUCUUUUCCACAAGUUCUGUUGGCACGCGAGCAACCAGCAGAGCAAUACGUUAUUCAUGAGGCGGUGCCUUGGAAAUUUUUUGUGGAAUGGCACCGACGUGAGUGGAACUAAUACAUGCAAAAAUUUGGAGAUGACGUUGAAUCUAUGCUGAAAUCUAUCAAAAUGUUGGCGCAAAUCUCGAUGUAAAACACCUGCGUUGCGCUGUCCCAGUGCCAGUUUCUGUUCUCAAGCCGUACAGACCACUAAUGAGUGGCAGCACUGCAUAUUCAAAUUCACUACGGCAGCUGAUAUACUCCAGCUCAUCGACGACCGUAUGGGAGGCUUAGACUCAAAACUUGUUUCCAUGUCUAGAGCGGAACUUAUAGUGCGUAAACUCCUAUGCUAUCGGGAGCGUUAAUUUGUCCUACUACAGGCUGAUGCUAUGUUCAUGUUUCUUCAUUCGGGAUAAACGCGUAUCCUAUAUGCUCUAAAUCCAGAACUCGUCACCGAAAGUGGGGCUAAUCUCUGAUUGUUGCGGGGGGCGGUACCGAUCUCCGUUCAUGGAAGCAGACUCCCUAUCAACACACUCUGAACUGAACUGAGCUUUCAAGUGUUUCAGGGAGGCGCAAGUUUUUUUCUACGCACUCUGCUUGCGCCUCGCUUGUCUACAUUCCGGUAACGCUGUCCCCAGCUCCAAUUCCGGUCCCCAAGCGUACCACACAAGGCUUCAAAGCUGCUCCUAAAUAUCAACUAAAUCGAGCUCGAUCUCCUAACAACAGUCGACACGCUGUCAUUCCCGAAAACUGCAUACAAAAAUCAUCUCCCAACAGAUACUCUCACGUCAGUUAAGCUUUUACACGCCGGCGGUUGAUCAAUACUCGACCUUCGACCUCUUAGCUGGGACCGUGCACGGACAUCAAUAACCUUGAUCUCGAUAUCUCCCUCAGACCUUCGACCUCCUCUAGGCCAUCGACUUUAUUUUUUCCUUCCUCUUUCGCAUGAAACUUUUACAUGACGACUGGCCGUAUGAUCACAAAGAAACCCUCUGAAACCACCUCCAAGCCAGCAACACACCACGCCUAUUGUUCAAUGCAGAUAUCAUCUACUCACCUGCGAUGUCUUCUUCCGUAGACCUGAAACCGGGUCCCCUUCGUUCCCGCUGAAUGGUGGAUUCUGUGUUGGGAGGUAACAUCUGAAUACAUCGACAGAUCUGUUUUUGGGCGAAGAAGCCUAAAAGAUUGUUCGGAAUCAAAACAAAAAGCGCUCUGGUUGGGUAUGUACCUAUUGGUCGGGAUGGUUUGGUGGAAAGUCAUGUGCGUCACAGGGUCGUGCCAUCAGGAUCCUGCGCUAGAUGCAACCUCGCGCCGGAUGUUUAGAUAUAAAUUACUUAUCUCACCAAACGCGAGAGGGAGGGGGUCUGGCGAAGGUCCUUCCCCUAGCGUUGGCCGGGGUGGAACCCACGACAAGACUCGUGUUUACGGGACGCAAAACAAUAACACUGGCGGUGGGGCCCAGCACAACUACAGUGGCGAAGGUCAGUUCAUCAAUCAUGGGCGAAAUCAGAAUGUCAACGCUGGUCCGGGAAGUUUCAGCAUCAAUGAUGAUGUUGCCCGUCCAGUCCAGAAUGAGCUUGAGCUUGAAGAUAGUCAAACCACCGCCAGAACAUUCGGCCAGAACCAGGUCCUCAAUCAUCGUGAUGGCGGUAGGAGAAAUCCGUUCCAUCGCCCAACGGCCCCGCGCAAAACUCUCACUGAUAGGGAGAUUCUGGAGUGGAUGAAUACAAUAAUCGGUGAUGAAAACCGACUCAAUCGACUCCUUGGACUUCGGGAAACCAAGGCUGAAUGGGCCCUGGAGGACAUGCAACGCGCAAGCUAUUCUCCCGAGUGCAACUCGUCGAUGAAAAGCUCAAUAUUGGAUGUGAUUCUCUGGCUGUCUGAAGCCUCUGGCCGCUGUGUGCAGUGUCAUUACAACCCGAAUGUAGAAAAGGUUGAGAAUGGCCCCGCCUCACAGGGUAUCUUCGCAGACAUGUGGAGGGGAAGGAUUGGCGGGAGUUCAGAGAUAGUGGCCCUCAAGGUCGUGAGGCCAAGACAUACGCCGGGGCUGGGCGAGAAACUCAAGGCAAACAUGCGAGAAAUCACCAAGUGGCGAAAGCUCGAUCAUCGGAAUGUUCUACCAUUCAUUGGUUGUUUCUAUCUUGGGACAAGCACACGGGAGAUAUGUCUAGUGUCCCCGUGGAUGGAGAGUGGCAACCUUGUCGAUUAUCUACAAAUCAACCGCCCCGAACUGUGGAAACGUUUUUCAUUCGCAUGGGACAUUGCCGCUGGCCUCGAAUAUCUGCAUGGGCUGGACAUCACACAUGGCAAUCUGAAAGGCACUAACGUUCUAAUCACAUCCGACGGGGAAGUGGCGUGUAUCACCGACUUCGGGUUGGUCCAAAUACUUAACGCUGGCGGCAUGUCUGGCUAUAUAAGACCUACACCGUGGUGCGCACCGGAGGUCUUGGUCGAAGGGUCCAUCACUCAGAAGAGUGAUAUCUAUGCCUAUGGUUGUGUAUGCCAUGAGAACGUACUCCUUUCCACAACUUGAGCGAGGAUGAAUUAUAUCGAGCUAUUGUACAUCAAAGCCAACACCCG